AUGUUGGACAGCUAUCAAUCUGCGAAUUUCAAGUCAGACAAUAUUACUAUCGAUAAUAUACUGCCAAAGUUACUAGUAUCCCCGCCACAGUCACCUUCAAAUUCUAUCACGGAUCAACAUUAUGAUAAUACUAUUCGAAAACAAUUAGAAUAUGUCAGAAGUAUACCUUUACCAGUCUUUCUACAAAAGACUUCUAGCGAGAAAACUGCCUUAGAUGUUAUAAAUCCAACUCUCAAUACUGUGCCGUACACUUUUGUAAUUUUGGCUAACAUCACAUAUUUUUCGAAAAGAAUUGAGGAAACGGAACUGAUGUAUUUUUGGAACAAGAUAUCAAGCUACCUGGACCUCUUUGACGCGAGGCAAAUACGAUACCUCGGGGAAGAGUUCUCUUCGAUCAUUGAUGCUUUUAUAAAUCUUUCACGCCAAAAUGAUCAAUCCGAACACGCAAUUAUAUCCAUUCGAGAGGCACUAUUACGCAUAGAUCCCUCCGGUGCUGUACUCACACCGAAUCAUGUAAAACUUACAAAACUGGCCCUGGAAUCCCGAAAGUAUCAUGCCAUCGGCCAGUUCUUGGAAAGAGUAAUCUUAUACGUUCCAAACAGUGAUAACCUACCAAAACCAAAGUACAUCUGUAGUUUAAGUCUAAGUGCAGUAGCAUAUAUUAGUGCUGAUGCUAGUCUUGCUAUGAAAUUAAAAUACAUUGACGUCUUGGAAUACUUCUUAAACUGUGGCAUAGCUUGUCUUGGAUGCAGGAAAUGGGAAAGUGCAUUGAAACAUUUUGAGUGCGCAAUUACGUUCCCGACAAAAGACGUUGUCAGCAAGCCUAUGGUGGAAGCAUAUAAGAAAUGGAUCUUAACAGGACUGAUCUCGAUGGGAAAGCGACCUAACCUUCCAAGGUCGACAAGUACAACAGUCUCAAGAAUAUAUCAUGUGCUUGCAAAACCAUAUGAAAGCCUUGCUCUCAUUUUUGAAAACGGUACUGCCUCUCGACUAAAAUCUGAGGCCGAAUUCGGUCAGAGAAUAUGGGCAAGAGAUUGUAACAAGGGCCUCGUCGCUCAAGUCCUCGCUUCAUACCAGAAGUUACAAAUUCGUAACCUUGCUAAUAUCUAUAGUAAGAUUUCCGUUUCAGAAGUCCAGAAUCAGACGAUUAGUGCAGAAACUGGCAGCAAAUUAUCAACAGUUGCAGAAGUUGAAAGCUUGGUCCUUAAUAUGAUAGAAAGAGGAGAUCUAUCCGCUACAAUAAGUUCUUCACCCGAUGGCUCGUCAAUCUUAUCAUUUUCGCCGACUGGCCCGAUCUUGUCUGAAGCCCAAAUGCAACAGGAAAUAGCCUCGACUAUAUCCAGGGUCCAAGACAUAUCCAGAGAGAUUAGCUUGACAGACCGGAAUUUGACCUACAAUCCAAGCUUUGUUAGGUACUUACAACGAAAUAAACUUGGAUAUAAGCAGAGAAUUGGUGACACUGAAGGGCAUGUAGCAGAUUAUACGAUGAGCUGGGACGUUGACGUAGAGGAUGAGGAUAUAAUGGGAGUUUAUUAA
This is a messenger RNA of Blumeria graminis f. sp. triticale, 1536 nucleotides long. NCBI's taxonomy places the organism in Eukaryota, Fungi, Ascomycota, Leotiomycetes, Helotiales, Erysiphaceae. The record is from the annotation of a GenBank genome assembly.